AUGAAUGGCCUAAGCCACAAUAUCCAGUUCCCUGGUGCUACAGCUGCUGAUAUGGCCCAUUAUGUCAAACCGGCAUUAAUGGCAAAGCUGAAUGUUGUUAUACUACAUGUGUGUACCAACGACAUCAAGAACAACUCACCAGAUCAGGUGCAAUCCAUCUGUAAUCUCGGUAAAGGAAUCAGGAAGCAGCAAAACAAAAUCGAUUUGAUUCCUUCAUCAAUCAUCACCCGAAAUGAUGACCCAUCUCUGGCUACGAAGGUAACAAAAUGUAAUGAACUACAAAUUAAAUGAUUUAUGUAUCGAGCAAAACUGGGGUCUAAUAGACACUAAUAACAUCGAUAAAUACCAGUUAAAUAGCUAUGGUCUGCAUCAUUCUCGUACCCAGAGCCCUUCUUACGCGUGGUGCGACGAGGGGCUCUGGCCAAAUCCAUAUCCGAACUGGCAUCUGAUUGGCUAGUUCUAGCACCAGAUAUUGUUUUCUUACCAUGUUUUUAUGGUAUCCGGUUAUGGAUUUGGCCAGAGCCCCUCGUCGCACCGCGCGUAAGACCCUUCUUCUUCUUCUUCUGGGUACGACAAUGUGGUCUGCAUUUGAACACAAAGGGCUCCGCCUCCUUGGCAAAAAAACAUAAAGAAUUACUUAAAGAAUAUCAAUUGACUAGAUACUUCUUAUUAUUCCAAAAUAGAAGAUACUGUAGCAUCCUCGUCAUCAUCUGAUCAAAGUAGACUCGACAAUGAUAAUGAUGAUCAUGAUGAUCAUGAUGACGGGGAUGUUACUAAGACUAACGAUAAUGAAAAUGUGAACCCUCUAGACCCAAUUACUCCGACCACGGACCAAUAUGAAAAGGUUUACCCAAAACUCAAGGGAUUCAAAAUAAGGCAUUUAAAUAUUGCAAGUCUGGUAAAGCAUAAUAUAAAAACGAAUUAUUGGUUUAAUUUUCUGGCUAAACUCCCUUUUGAUGUAAUUUGUAUCAACGAAACUCGACUUGACGACUCCAUAGACAACUCUGAGGUUAAAAUACCAGGUUACGAUUUGGUAAGAAAGGAUAUAUAG
Molecule: messenger RNA, 1051 nt
Organism: Paramuricea clavata
Lineage: Eukaryota; Metazoa; Cnidaria; Anthozoa; Malacalcyonacea; Plexauridae
Source: the annotation of a GenBank genome assembly